Molecule: messenger RNA, 3575 nt
Organism: Zootoca vivipara (common lizard)
Lineage: Eukaryota; Metazoa; Chordata; Lepidosauria; Squamata; Lacertidae
Source: RefSeq, a predicted model, not a curated record
GCUUGCCUGUCUCACAUAGACUACAGUCCACAUUUAUCCCGGGUACUCGCAAGUGUUGCCUCUCAACCAAGCUUUGACUGCUUAACGCUUCUUUCCUUUAUACCACUAGUGUGUCCUGUAAUUCUAGGACUGCGUAUAAUGGCCCCUAGACGCAAACAGAAAGAGUCUGCGGCAGCACCCCCUAAAAAACGUCGAGCAACUGGCAAAAGUUAUUCCGGCACGCCUUCGGGGACCGCUAUUUCCAUCCCUCCUGAGGCUGUGGCCACCUUGUUCUCCGGCUUCCAAAGUUUCUUCCAGCAGGUUUCCAAACCGGGUGUCACAAUUCAGGUAGUUCCCCCCGUGGGGUCCCCUGACUUCAUUGCUGAGACACCCAUGGCCGAAGCUGCGCGCCCCGGGCCUUCAUCCGCUAACACCCCUGAACAGCCUAGGCGUGUGGGCACAAGAUCUCAAUCCGCUCCUGCAGAUGCCGCCACUUCCAGUGCUGGGGACAAGGCACCUUCAGCCACUGCGGGUAACGCUUCCAUCGCCCAGCUGUCUCCAGGUACCCCUGCUUGUUUGCGAAGCCAGCCCCUUGAUUCCCAUUCUAGGUCCGGACGCUCAUCAAUCACAUCUUAUGACAGUGAUGCUCAGGACCAGGUACAGGUGACGCCAUCUCAGCAGGGCACUACUCAGCAGGUGGACCAGGAAAAGGGGAAGGCGAAGAAGACGGGUCAGAAGAAGUCUAAGAAGACCAAGCGUAAGGAGCUGGAGGACGACUCAGAUGGACCGCUUCCGCUCUCUUGCACCAGAGGCUCAGCAGUUGCCAGAGGCGUUCCCGGAACAUCUAUGGAAUCUUGGGAACGAGACGUGAUAGAGGGAGUAUUGGCGUCGGUUGCCCCCUCCACUCUCUCUACUUAUAAAAAGGCCUGGUCCGAUUUCCGGACUUUUCGCGCUAGAACUCUGGGCUCAGAAAUGGAUACACCCCCGAAUAAGCGGGAGGUGCUAGCGUACCUAGUUAACUUAAGGAGGUUGGGCAGGGCCGCCAGAACUUUGCACAUUCAAACAGCAGCUAUCUCCUUCUUCAGUAAGGCCAGUUAUUCAACGGACCCUUGUGCGGAUUUUUUAGUGCGUAAAGCUCUCGAGGGCUGGCGCAGGCUUCAGCCACCGCGCAAGGAUAGUCGGAAGCCCAUUACUUUUAACUUAUUAUUCCAAAUUCACAAGCAACUCAGGAAGUUGUGCUGGUCAAAAUAUGAGGCUAGACUUUUCUCAGCGGCUUAUUCUAUAGCCUUUUUUGGCGCAUUCAGGAUUGGUGAGGUGGUCUGUGAGGGUUCCCCUUCUCAAGCUGCCAAGGGUAUUCUGUUGUCUGACCUAUCCCUGUCUGAGAAGGAGGUGGUGAUCCACAUCCGCCAAUCAAAAACAGAUCAAUGUGGGAGGGGCGCUUUGAUGCGCUUGCCAGCCACGGGCCAUCCCGGCCCCUGCCCUGUGAAGGACACCAGGCGUUUUCUCCAUUUGAGGCCCGCCUCGCCCGGUCCAUUCCUAAUUCACCAGGAUGGGUCUUGCUUAGCCCGCCACCAGUUUACCCGCGUAAUGCGCAAGGCAAUCGCUGCCUGUGGCCUUCCUCCCUCUGAUUUUGCAGCACAUUCCUUUCGUAUUGGUGCCGCCACAACCGCAGUACAUAUGGGUUUGUCAGUGGAUAGAAUAAAAGACUUAGGCCGUUGGAAGUCCAAAGCAUACAAAGGUUACCUCCGCUCCUCUAAAUGAGCGCCCUCGUCUGCGGCUGUGGGCUUAUGUUCCCUUUGUUCUUUUUCCAGAAAAACUCGUUAACAUCUGGUUGUUUGGACACAGCAUCGUGCAUUGGGCCCGGGCUCGCGCUUAUGAUCGAAAAAUGGGCCCCAAUUUGGGGUUGCCUCCCUGGGUCAGAGUGUCCUGGAUCACGAGACGGGGGAUGCGUUGGAGUGAGUUCUUGCCAACAGUGAAGAUUAGGGCGGCUACACAUGGCCCUCCGGAUAUUUUGGUGGUGCAGCUGGGCGAGAAUGAUUUGGCUUAUCGCAAUGGCCAGGAUUUGAAAUGGACUAUCCUUGCGGAUUUUGAUGGACUGUUGGCUACCUUCCCCAACUUGACCAUUUUCUGGUCUUCCCUCCUGGAGAGGCGUGUCUGGCGUGACUGCUUUUCGCCCGCUGCUAUAAACAAAGCAAGGAAAUUUCUGGAUAUUGCUGUGGCCAGAAAGGUCUUGGCCUUGAAUGGACAUUAUAUACCGCACCCUGCGAUUACGUUCAGUGAUGUGUCACUAUACCGUGCUGAUGGCGUGCAUCUUUCCGAUGAUGGGAAUGACAUUUGGCUUUCCGACAUACUAGGUGCUAUUAGGAAUUGGUUGCGACUGUAAGGGUAUUGGCGGCGAGCCCCUCUCGGGGGGGGGCUCGAUUGGCGGUAGGCAUUGGAUUAUCUCAGGAAGGUACAGGUGCGGGGGGGAGGUUGCUGCCAUCACCUCCCCCAGAAUGCGGAAGGGUACUCCCCUAAGGAGUCCGGGGCGUUGCCAAGUCCGAAGCCGUGGUAGGUGAGGGCCAGAGGGCACGCCCCUAAUGGUGGCCCCAGGAUGAGUUCCUAGUUGAUGUGCAUCGCAGGACUCAUCCAAUGGUGGUUAACCCUUCACAGACUGCCAGCAGAACGGGCUGGAGUCAGAUAUAGUCUGUUAGAUCCAAUGCCUAUGCCAAUACCCCUCUACAGUCGUAAUCAAUAAAGUUGUGGCCUCUUAUGCCCAUUAACCGUAUACAAUGUUUCUCGUGUCUUUAUUUAUCGCGGGGAGGACUCGGGGUAUCGCCACACAAAAUCUCUUCCCUCCUCGGGGGGAGGAGAUGUUGUGGGCCCACGAGGCCUUCACGUGGGGGGGGGAAUGGCUAGCAUUCCCCCCAGCCCAUUGGCUCCUUCCUCGCCGCGGCGCACCCAAUCAGGCUGCGCCAAGGGGGCGCGGCUCACGCAUUUAAGGGAGCACGCGGCAAGCGAUCGGCCUCUCUUUCGUCGGACCUGGAACCUGCUUUUCCCACCCACCCACCCUCUUCAUAGGCAGGUUCUUCUCUCGACGUUGCUGCGCACUUGUUGGUCGCCAUCUGGGACCUGGUAGGAUUUUUCCCACUUGGCGAAUUGGCUCUGGCCUUGUGGUUUUUGCCUGCCGCGUAUGCAAAUCGUCACAACUUGGGGUUUUGGCGGUAGGCAUUGGAUUAUCUCAGGAAGGUACAGGUGCGGGGGGGAGGUUGCUGCCAUCACCUCCCCCAGAAUGCGGAAGGGUACUCCCCUAAGGAGUCCGGGGCGUUGCCAAGUCCGAAGCCGUGGUAGGUGAGGGCCAGAGGGCACGCCCCUAAUGGUGGCCCCAGGAUGAGUUCCUAGUUGAUGUGCAUCGCAGGACUCAUCCAAUGGUGGUUAACCCUUCACAGACUGCCAGCAGAACGGGCUGGAGUCAGAUAUAGUCUGUUAGAUCCAAUGCCUAUGCCAAUACCCCUCUACAGUCGUAAUCAAUAAAGUUGUGGCCUCUUAUGCCCAUUAACCGUAUACAAUGUUUCUCGUGUCUUUAUUUAUCGCGGGGAGGACUCGGGGUAUCGCCA